AUGCCCUCGGCUACCAACAGCACAAUGGCGAGCAGCAGCGGGAAAGCGGGGCCGGGUAGUGAGGCUGCUCCGGCGGCAGCGGCGGCCGCCCCCCCGCAGGCAGCGACUGGUGGCAGCAUCACCUCGGUGCAAACCGAAGCCAUGAAGCAGAUCCUGGGGGUGAUCGACAAAAAGCUGCGCAACCUGGAGAAGAAAAAGAGCAAACUUGAUGAUUACCAGGAACGGAUGAACAAGGGAGAGCGUCUGAAUCAAGAUCAACUGGAUGCGGUGUCAAAAUACCAGGAAGUGACAAAUAAUCUGGAAUUUGCUAAAGAACUGCAGAGGAGCUUCAUGGCUCUGAGCCAGGAUAUCCAGAAAACAAUAAAAAAGACAGCUCGGAGGGAGCAGCUGAUGAGGGAAGAAGCUGAGCAGAAGCGUUUGAAGACUGUGCUAGAGCUGCAGUUCAUUUUAGACAAGUUGGGUGAUGAUGAAGUGCGCAGCGACUUGAAACAAAGCACGAGUGGAGUACCAGUGCUGACAGAGGAGGAACUGACUAUGCUGGAUGAGUUUUACAAGCUGGUGUACCCUGAACGAGACAUGAACAUGAGGUUGAACGAGCAGUAUGAGCAAGCAUCUGUUCACCUGUGGGACUUACUGGAAGGGAAGGAGAAACCAGUUUGUGGAACAACCUAUAAAGCACUGAAGGAGAUUGUGGAACGUAUUCUUCAAACUAGUUACUUUGAUAGCACCCAUAACCAUCAGAAUGGACUGUGUGAGGAAGAAGAGGCAGCACCCCCACCUGCAGUAGAAGACACCGUAGCAGAAGCUGAGCCUGAUCCAGCAGAAGAAUUUACUGAACCGACUGAAGUUGAAUCUACUGAGUAUGUAAACAGACAAUUCAUGGCAGAGACUCAGUUCAGCAGUAGUGAGAAGGAACAGGUAGAUGAGUGGACAGUUGAAACGGUUGAGGUUGUAAAUUCGCUGCAGCAACAGACACAAGCUACAUCUCCUCCAGUUCCUGAACCUCACACACUCACUACUGUGGCUCAAGCAGAUCCUCUUGUUAGAAGACAGCGAGUACAGGACCUUAUGGCACAGAUGCAGGGCCCCUAUAACUUCAUGCAGGACUCUAUGCUGGAGUUUGAGAACCAGACACUUGAUCCUGCCAUUGUAUCUGCACAGCCUAUGAAUCCAGCACAGAAUUUGGAUAUGCCACAAAUGGUUUGCCCCCCAGUUCAUGCUGAGUCAAGACUUGCCCAGCCUAAUCAAGUUCCUGUGCAACCAGAAGCUACACAGGUUCCCUUGGUUUCUUCUACCAGUGAGGGAUAUACAGCCUCCCAACCCAUGUAUCAGCCUUCUCACACAACAGAGCAACGGCCACAGAAAGAAUCAAUUGACCAGAUUCAGGCUUCAAUGUCACUGAAUGCAGACCAGACCCCAUCAUCAUCAUCACUUCCCAGUGCAUCCCAGCCACAGGUGUUUCAGGCUGGAUCUAGCAAGCCUUUGCAUAGCAGCGGAAUCAACGUUAAUGCAGCUCCAUUCCAAUCCAUGCAAACAGUGUUCAACAUGAAUGCUCCUGUUCCUCCUGUUAAUGAGCCAGAAACCCUUAAGCAGCAAAAUCAGUACCAGGCCAGUUACAACCAGAGUUUCUCCAAUCAGCCUCACCAAGUAGAACAAUCAGAUCUUCAGCAAGAACAACUCCAGACAGUGGUUGGUACUUACCAUGGUUCCCCGGACCAGAGCCAUCAAGUGGCAGGUAACCACCAGCAGCCUCCGCAGCAGAACACUGGAUUUCCACGGAACAGUCAGCCUUACUACAACAGCCGAGGAGUGUCUCGGGGGGGAUCCCGGGGCGCACGGGGCUUGAUGAACGGCUACCGGGGACCUGCAAAUGGAUUUAGAGGAGGGUAUGAUGGCUACCGUCCUUCCUUUUCCAACACUCCAAACAGCGGCUACACGCAGCCCCAGUUCAAUGCUCCUCGGGAUUACUCCAACUACCAGCGGGAUGGAUAUCAACAGAAUUUCAAACGUGGCUCUGGACAAAGUGGACCUCGGGGAGCUCCUAGAGGUCGUGGAGGGCCCCCAAGACCAAACAGAGGGAUGCCUCAAAUGAAUGCUCAGCAAGUGAAUUAAAGAGCUUCACAGGAUUACAUUAAACGCCAAAAACACACUGGCCAGUGUACUAUACAUGUUACCAGAAGAGUUAUUAUCUAUUUGUUCUCCCUUACAGGAAGUUUGUUGUAAAGGGACUACUUUCAUUACCCAUAAUGACAGGACUACAGUUGCCAGCUUUACAUUACCUGGAUACUGAAAGGAACGAAACAACGUUUACUCUGCAUGUUCUGUCCUAAGCAUCAUCUUGAGCCUUGCACAUGAGAUUUCAGAUUCCUCACCCUUGCUAAGAGUGAAGCAAAAGAGGGAAAGGGAAAAAAAAAAAAGGCAAUUUUCAGGGUGAUCCAAUCUCCAUGGUUAACUGAAGUGGCAGGAAAAAGAAAAAAAAUAGGCAAAGACUCACUUCUGACUUUUAAAAAUUUGGAUAAAAUCUGCAAAUUGGUAAAGAUUUACAGUGGUGGCAGCUGACAAAAUGUAGUGUUCCCAUGAAGGGAUGGAAAAGGUGAAGUGUAGCUUGGUAGAGCAACUGCAUUUCAGCUUUUUCUUACUAUCCUGAAGCACUGAAGAGUUACAGAUGCAUAGUGAUGCCUGUCCCUAACUAGCCAAAUAGGCUUGUAGCCAGUUUUGAGAGAGUAGAGCACCCCUAGCUGCAGCACUUCUCGUCACUAGGGCCCUGUGGCUAAGGAUCUGAGGCUGCUUGUGUAACUGCUGCUGUAGUCAUCACAGAGUUGUUACUUUGAAAGAAAAAAAAAAAAGAGCUUUGAUUUGGCACUUCACUGAAAUUCUGCAACAGAUGUGAGAUGAUCUGGAUGGCCACUGUAUAUUUGCUGUGAAGUAUUUAGGUCUCUCUUUGAAACACUUCUCAGUUCCUUUGAUAGCAGUGACUUCUGUAAGGAGCGGGUUCCUCUGUCGCUCCUUACGACUCGCACAUUGUAUGUCACUAAUACUUGACCUUGCUGUAUUAUCACCUAAAUAACUGAUGCCGGUACUGAUGGAAAUCUCUCAUGGAUAAUCAUAACACUUUUGGUCACAUGUCCUUUUGUCUUUCCUGCAGCCUUGAAGGUUUUAUGAAAUCUCAAAUGCCCGCUGCUGCUGCCCUUUUAAUCGCUCUCUUUUGAAAAGCACCAGUAUGUGUUUGAAUUGAUUUCCCCUUUUCAGGGAAAUGACAGCCAGCAGUUACAGUUCUAGUGGUAUAAGCAAGACAAAUAAAACAUGUUUAUAAAAAUUGUAUCCUGGAACACUGGUUUUCAACGACUGAAACGAAUUUAAUGUGAUGGGGUUGGCAUUUCGUAAGGUUUGUGUUUUGGUUUGGUUGUCUUCUUCCCCUGACUAGAUGUACCCUUUUGCUUUUCUGCUUUUAUUCCAAUAGCUGUGACUUCUGGGAA
Indicator indicator is the source of this 3476-nucleotide messenger RNA. It is a transcript of the gene CAPRIN1, whose product is annotated as cell cycle associated protein 1. The coding region runs from base 1 to 2112 and encodes 703 amino acids. Gene Ontology annotation, molecular function: RNA binding. NCBI's taxonomy places the organism in Eukaryota, Metazoa, Chordata, Aves, Piciformes, Indicatoridae. Gene Ontology annotation, cellular component: cytoplasm. The transcript has 18 exons. The record is from RefSeq and is a predicted model, not a curated record.